Heterotrigona itama is the source of this 5508-nucleotide messenger RNA. NCBI's taxonomy places the organism in Eukaryota, Metazoa, Arthropoda, Insecta, Hymenoptera, Apidae. The record is from the annotation of a GenBank genome assembly.
UGUAAAUCAGUUUUUCAUUUGCAGCAAAAUUGAUUAACAGGAUCCGCGAAUUUUUGUAAUUGUAUAAUUUAAUUAAAUCUUCUCCUUUCUGUUCCUCGUCUAUAUUGUAAUAUGAUUUAUGAUUGGCUUCUCAGUUGUCAAUCGAAAUGAUAUACCGAUAAUGCAGUAUCCUGUAACAAAAUGGUGAAAAACAAAUUCCAAUAUUAUGCUUUUUGUGUUUGUAACAUAUAUUUGAAUACAUUAUAUUUGGCUUUAAUAUAACACAACAUAAUUCUUUUGAAUACAAUUUUGUUUUUAUAUAUUUAGUUUGAUAUGAAUACUCAGUGGUUUUAGCAAUAGUGUUUUAUAAUGUUUACAUUGCUGGGUGAAGUAAACUUAUGGACUUUUGACGAUAAUAUUAAUAUAAAGAGUACAGACUUUGGUGCAUUUCGAUAUCAUGAUAAACGUGUUGAUCAUUUACAUGAAGAAGCAAAAAGAUCUUAUUGUCAGAAACGAGGUAUGAUAUAUGUACCAACAAAUAAAAAAGGAAAUAAAUUAAAAGAUUCUAUCAAAUACUUAGAGGAACAAUUAAGAGAUAACACAAUUAUAUAUUGCCAGUGGUAUGAUGACUGUGUUUUGCAAUUGAUGUUAAGUAAUGGGUUGUUAAUACAAAUACAAGUUAAUAUUGCCACUGUGAUAAUUACUAAAAAUUAUAUUUUUUCUGCCUAUAAUGAUAACCAAGUUACUAUUGUACAUUUCACGAAAUCAAAAAGACAUAUCUUUGAUAAAAUUAAUAAACUUGAACCAAAAUUGUCUACAAUUGAUCUCUUUGGCCCUAAUGGUCGUAGAUUGGACAAAAAAAUACAAACAAAUAAAUGUGGAGAUCUGAUAUUAAUUUGGUGGAAAUCUACUAUGAAUGAAGUCUAUCCUUGGAGUCCUGCUGUAAAAGAACAUGAUCGUGCUAACAUACAUCUUUAUCGUUUAAUAGGAAUAAAAUUAGAAUUAAUUUGUUAUAUACGUAGUGAAUUUGAUCCAUUAUGUAUAAUGUUUGAUGCAUGUAAUGAUAAUAUUAUUCAUUCUGUAGAACAAAAAGUAUCAAGAAAGGGGGAAGUAACUAUAGAAUGGCGUACAUAUGAAGUUUCCCCGCAAGAUAAACUUCAAAGAAUAACAAUGGUUUCUGUAUCAUUGCCUACACAUACAAGUUGUGUAAAAUUUUCACCAUCUCAAGAAUUGUUAUUAUUAUGUUGUAUAGAUGGUUCUGUUAUAAUUUAUGACCAAACUAGAGCUACCACCACUAGUGUAAAAGCUGCUUUUAUACCUACAUUGGCAUCAUGGCAUAGUGAUGGAAUGAUAUUUGUUAUUGGAAAUGAUAAAGGUCAAUUUCAACAUUUUGAUAUUGCUUUAUCAUGUAUUAAAAGUCAAACACUAACUGAAGAAGCAGCACAAGCUAAUAUUCUUGACUUAUCUUCAUAUUUUAGAAUUCAACCAGCAUUACUUCGCAUGGAAUGGAAUAAAAGGAGUGAUUUAAAUUGUUACAUUAAUUUGCAUAAUCAUGGAAAUUCUUUAUUGUUAUUAAUUUUUCAAAGAGGACCGCUUGGUGUUAUAAAAAUGUUGGAAGGAAUUUCUUUCACUGGUGAUGUAUUAGUCAAAAGAUAUUUAUCUUUAUCACAAGUUGAACAAGCAACUUCUUUAUUAUUAGCUAUGAAUUGGGAUACUCAUUCUCGUGCAUGUAUGCAUGCAUUAAAUCAAAUUGUAAAUUAUUUGUUUAAACUACCACUGACUACAGAACGUGAAAAUCUUAUACAGAAUGCAUUGGGUAGUUUUCAUGUACCUAUUAAACCAAUAAGUCAAGCUAUUGAAGAAGAAUAUGGAGAUGAAAUAAGAGACUUAACAAGACGUUUCUUUCAUCAUUUAUUGAGGCAUCAUAUGUUUGAAAAGGCUUUUCGACUUGCUAUAGACUUAAAUGAUCACGAUCUUUUUAUGGAUAUACAUUUUUAUGCAUUACUUGUAAAUGACACAGCAAUGGCAACUGCUGCAAAAGAAAAUGCUGAACGCAUAUUAAGUAGAUCAAAUAGUUGCAAUAGUUCGCAUUCUACAUGUUCUAGAGCAUCUUGUUCAUUGUGCUCUGAUUCAAUAAGUGAUAAAGGAGAAGAAUCUUAUAGUGAUGAAAGUGAUAAUUUUUCAAAACAAAAUCAGACUGAUAUAAAACAAACAAGAAGUCACAAUUAUAAAAAGGAUACUAACAGCCAAAUUCCACCCUUACCAGUUCUCCAUCCACAUCCUGUUCAUAAAAAUCUGUUAUCUACGUCAUUUACUGAUAUGACACCUGAUGAAAAAACCGAAUGUAAUUUAGAAACAAAACCUUUCAAUGUACCUAAUAGCACUCUUACCACAACUUCCUUCCAUCAUUCAUCGCAUCUUUCACUUCCAAAUACAUUUUUUACAUCAACAUCAUUCAACAAACCAUUAUAUAAAAUUCAUACAAAUCCAACAUUAAUAUCUACAAUGACUUCUACUAAUAAUUCACAAUCUUUAAAUAAUGUUUCUGAUGAUUUAAUGACAACUUCAUUUGGAAGUCUAUCUUUAAAUGAAAGGAAAGUAGGAAUAUCUAAUAAAAUUAAUGAAAAUUCUGUAGAUACUACACUGAAAAAAGUUCUACGUGGUGAAAUGCAGUUUCCUCUUGAUAAUAUAUCUAAUGAUACAAUAACAACAAAUUUAGUACAAGAAAAUAGUUUCAUGUCAACGCCUUUUAACAAUCCAACAUAUGACUCAGUUACAUCAGACGUUUCUUCUAAUCUAUUAAAAUCUUCAUUAGAUAAUUUAGAUAAUAAUAUUAUGUCUACGUCAUUUAGUAUACAUGGUACAGAUGUUUCAAAUUCAUAUGAUAAUUUUAGUGAUUCAGUAACCACAAAAUCUAAUUCAAACACUGCUUCAUCUCCUAUAAAAAAUAUCAAAUCAUCCAUUACAAUGAAUGAUUUUGUGUCUAAAACACUUUGUGAUUCUAUUCCAACAAAUAAAUUAGCAUCUAGUUUUCAUAACAAUCAUAAUAAUCUUGCAUCUACUUCAUUUAAUUUUCUCGAAAACCAAGUACAAGAUUCCUGCAAUAGCAGUUCAAAUAAUUUUACUAAUGAAGAUAAUUCUAUUAUCGUGAAAUUACAGCAACCUUUCCUGGGAAAAAAGCAAGUAGAUUUUAAUAUUCCACCACCACCUUCUUUAACAAAUUCAUUUACGAAUUAUUUUCAAAGUCUUCCAAAAAAGAAUCUUCCUUUAUCUAGAAGUACAUCUGGAUUGGCUGAUAUCGAUGAAUCAAUUAAAAAAUUUUCUUCUAUUAGAACAAAAAAUAUGAAUUCAUAUUUGUUACAAAGACAAAAUUCUGCUUCUAAUAUUUUACAAGAUCAACAUAAAUAUAAUAAUAUUCAGUCUUCUAGAUAUAGAUUUAAUUAUGACUUUGACUGUAUUUCAUUUCAUGGAAGUUAUGAUAACAUUGAUAUGCAUUCCUCUUCUAAUAAUAUGAGACUAGGUAGUUCGCAAUUUUCUUCUACCUACGGUAUUCAAAACAGAUUUGAUAGACAUUCAAAAUUAGUAUUAACACAAAAUAGUACAAAUACUAGUAUUAAUAAAGAAUCUAAGAUAAGUUCUAACAUUCCACCUCUACCUAUCAUAUCACCAUCUACUUCUACUUCAACAUCCUGUUCUUCCUUUCCUAGCUUCGCAGAUACAAUAUUAGCAACAAAUGAAAAACCAAAGGUUAAAUUUUCAGAUACAGUCACACAUAUUUUUGUACCUGGUACAGGCCAAUCACAUAAACAAAAACGUUCUAUUACUCAAGUACAUUUAACUGAUCCUAAACGGGAAUUAGCAGAAAGUCUUCCAUUAUGUCUUGGAAAUGAAGAUUAUCUGAAAGAUUUUCAACCACUACCAAGUGAGGAAUAUAAUUCAAUAGUUUCAGUAUUGUAAAAUAAUUUUAAGCAUAUAAUAUUAUGUUUUAUAGAAGAAGAUAUUAAUGACAAAGUAAAGGAAUCUUCAAGACCAGAAGAAAGUUCAAAAAUAAAAGUUGUACAUUUUGGACUCUUAUGAGAAUAUUGAUACUAUAUAUAUCAGAGAUAUUAUUAUGAUACAAGAUUUGAAUAUAUAUAUAAGACUGUAUUUACAUAUAUUUAAAAUUUGAAUAAGGAUACAUAUAAUUAUAUAUUGUACAUAAUUUUUAUACAAUAAAAGUCGUUUUUAAAUUGUACUAUCAAAUUGUUUCUUUAUUAUUAUAUAAAUUUGCUCUUUUCUUCAAAUUAUAAUAUUAAAUAAGUCAUAAAUAAAUUCUUAUAUAAAUUAGUAAUUAUUUCUGUUUAGUUUCGAGGGAUUCUUCUAGUUCAUUUUUCACAUCAAUCAAUUCUUUGUUGGGUAUUAGACGUUUCUUUUGUAGUAUUGGAUCAUAUUUAUCAAUAACUAAUGAAACUCCUUCUGGCAAACUUGCUUCUAACACUCUAAUAAAAAUGGGACAUUUUGUAGACGAAACAUUUGAUAUUUGUAUGUCCCUCUCAUAAAUUUUUAAGUCAUAUUCAGUAUCAACUAUAGUACUUCCUUUCUUAAAUCUUUUUAUCUUAAAUUCUCUAUGUGGAAAAGCAAUGCUAUAAAAACAAAUCAAUAUAUUAUUAAAAUAUAUAAUAUCAAAUAAUUGUUUACAUUAAAACAAUAUAACUGUAAUAUUACCUGUCAUCAAUAGUAAAAUCAAAUACUUCUACUAUUUUAUGAAUGAAACUUUGAUAACUCUCUAUUACAGGAUACUUGUAUCCUCUAAGUUGUAUGUUUAAAACAGGAUAAAGUGGUAUUUCAAAUUCCUUUGCCUAUAAUAAUAAGAAUAAGUUAAAUAUCAAACAAACAUAAUACAAAUAAAAUAUAACAUAUAAUUUAUGAAAAAACCUUUAUAUAUGGCGGUUCAUAUAUACCGUAAAGUCUCACUGCUUUAUUAAAUAAUGGACAUUGACAGUAUGUUGUUAUCUAUACAUACAAUUUGAUUAAAUAAUCAUUUUAAUAAAUAUGAUAGAUUAACAUAACCUUAUCUUGAAUAAAAAGCGUACGUAUUUACCUGUUUAAGAACACUUAAUAUCAUUUUGUAGCGAAUGAAAUUAUUAUUGAAUAUUAUAGUACAAUUCUUCAAUAAGUAAUUUUAAUUGUUAUUUAUUUUAACUUAAAUAUGCUCUUUCUAAUAAAUAGAUAACAUGUAUAUACACAAUAGUGAUAUAUAUAUAAGUACUUACAUAUGCAUACAGGAUGGUGUCUACAUUCUACAAUUUAUUUAAGAAAUAUUAUUUCAUAUUAAAAUUUCAUACUAUAUUAUAUUCCUAUCUAUAUUAUUUACUGUUAAAAAGUUCAAAUUAAAUGUGGUAUUUAUAUGUAAUUAUUAAAUUUAAUUCAAACCCUUUAUAAAAUUUCUGAUUUAAAAGAUACUUCUGUUAAUGAAAAUUGGAUUUGAUAAACUAUUUUUAAAAUUUUUAUAUCUUAGAAAUAUUUAAUUUAUAAAUUCAGUAUUUAUAA